Molecule: messenger RNA, 3132 nt
Organism: Procambarus clarkii (red swamp crayfish)
Lineage: Eukaryota; Metazoa; Arthropoda; Malacostraca; Decapoda; Cambaridae
Source: RefSeq, a predicted model, not a curated record
AAAGAAUAGUACUGUACUGCUAUUUAAAGUACUGUAAUGUUCUAUAGUGAAUGCAAUAAAAUGACUUGUAGACUGUGGUAUAAUGGAAACAAUAUAUACAUGUAAUUAGAUAUUUUACUUACUAGGCUUGUUGACUUUUGUGUAUAGUAGAGAACCAGAUCAUGAUUUUAUUUUAUACAUGAAUGCAUUCAUUUAAGAUGAUAGACUGUACAGUUCCAUUAAGGAACUUUUAUUAGAUGCUGGCUUAGCUUCUGUAUUAGCCCAUAAAUUUGAUUUUUUUUUCAGACAGAGUGCAAUGUACAAAGUUAAAAGUUGACAUGCAGCUAGUGUCAAAAUGCAUGAACUCUUCACACAAGUCCUCUCGCACAAGGAUCUCUCAAAGGCUGGUGAUUUGUUUAAUGUGUCCGACCACUUGAUUGUAAACGAUCUCACCGAUGUCGUUAAUAAAAUUUUGGAAAUUGCCAGCUUGCCUGAGUAUACGCGAAAUGACAAUGACCAGAGCGUUGUUGAGAUUUGUAUUACUCGUGUCACAUCUGCCAUCAGGGAAACUGGAAGUAUUGAGCAGCAUGCAGAGGCCCUUGUGGCCCUCCUGCAGACUUGUCUCAACCACAACCUCCGACCGUCUGCACGUGACCAUGACCCUCCACAUGCUAAGAUUGCUUCUGAUGUGGUCUCUUGCAUCUUCUUGAACUAUCACAAACGAGGGGUGAUGGCCUUGGCACUUCCUGUAGCGGUAAAAUUUCUUCAUAAAGGAAAUCGUGAACUGAGCCGCAACAUGAGUUCCUACCUCUCCUUGGCAGCCAUUGAGGCAGCUGAUCUCCUGGCCCUACAUAUUCAGCCUAUUAUUGACUCUGUGAUAUCAGGCAACUACUCGCUGUCCCGUGUACUGCCGCAGAUAUAUGCCGUUAAGAAAGAACCUAUACAUGACCAUGUGAUGACUCUGGUGUCUCUCCUGCCUCAGUGUGAUACUAAUGAAAAACUUGGACUCCUCAUGCUUUUCUCACUUGUUGCCAAGAACAGACCGGCACUUCUUGAACCAUCACUGCCACAACUAGUCGAGUGUCUGAGCAUCAGCGGUACAUCUAUGGCCACCUUGCAGAUAUUUGUGGAAUUAUGUGCUUGGCGACCUCACCCGUUCUCAGAACAUGUGACCAGACUGAAGAGUAUAGUAGAGCAGCAGCCUCACUGUCUUGCCCUUGCCUUGCAGGUGAUGGCUGCAGUAGGGAGAAUCAGCAAGGAGAAAGGCAAGAGUUCCUUGGAUUACAUUGCUCAACAACUUCCCAAAGUUGACUCAAAUAGUUUAGGUGUUGUUUUGCGUGAGGUGCAAGUGUUAUGUAGCCAGUACCCAGCACUCCUGGUGGAAUCCGAGUCCUUACUUACUGCUGUUAACAAGUGUACAGACCGCUCCAACACUUCUGCCAGAGUCUACAUCCAGCAACUGAAUAAUGAGUACAAUGAAAUAAGAAACACCAAUGUAAACCACACACCGGGUGGGGUGACCAUUGUUCGUGUGGGUGGUAGUGGUGGGAAAACAGAUGCUGUGGUUGGCUCAAGUCGCACAGAUCUCAGCCUUGCUACGCGUGACCUGAGUAUAUUCCAGCCUCAUUCAUCAAGUGCAACUGGUGUUGGAAAAUUUGGCAACAAAUACCAGAAGCACAGUGACACUUCGAGAAGUACCGGGCGACUGGUCACAGCCUCCAAUAGGUCCAUGCCCAGAUUAAAUGCUUUGCCUCAAAGUACUGGUCGCCUCGGAUCAUCCUCUAUUCAACUGAACAAAUCCAUGACACGCCUUAGUUCCUCACAUGGUAUGCACAUGAAUCGCUCAAUCACUGUUCUUGCCCCUCCAUCACGUCACUUUUCUGGCCAUCUUGGACCAAGUUCAGGGCACUUGGGCCAUGGUUCAGUUACUGGCCACCAUCUAAGCGGAUCUCAAGUUGGUGGCUCGCAGAUUGGAGUGUCACGGUUGGUGUCUAGUCCCCCUCCACCUCAUGGCAUUCCUUUGUCUGCUAUAUCACCACUUCCAGGAACAGUGAGUCCUACCAAGAGUAUGAGCUCUUCAUUAGCAACACUACGAGAGGGAGCUGGAGAGCUUUGUGCUUCAUCAGGCGUGCUAGGUGGUCCCCACCAGUCUCAAGUAACGCUCCUGCCUCCAGAUCUGCCUCACACAACCACAGUAACAUCCAUUGGCCAUCAUACUUUGUCACUGCCACUCCACUUGUCAUCUCGAGAACUUGCUCCCUCUUCAUUGGCAGUGACGGUGUCCGGUGUAGGGGGCGUGAUUGCUCACCUCAGGCACUCCCAGUCACCACUCUCGCUGCCUCCCUCCACUGUUUCAUCCACCACCACCACCACAGCUACCACAACCACCCUACACUCUUCAUCUGGGAGUUGUGUUACAAGUGGGCAUAGUGUGGCCACGCGAUCCAACACAACCCUGACACACAUCACCAAUGCCCAACACACCACGACCACCAAUGCCUGCACUCAGCGAAUCAGUGUCUUUGAACCAUUUGCUAUGAGAGAUACAGUACAGCAUUUUUGUGAAAAGCACCUGGACAAGAUUAAGGCCUACAUGCAGAAAGUUUUUGUCAAACUCCCACUGCCUGUGCGUUGUGGUAUUGAAGAGAGAAAAAAUAAAAAGCAUGCCAAGCUGUACUUUGCAUGUCAGGGUAAAGGUGAACAUUGCCUCUACAAUAAACAUCUCUUCACUAUGAAGACCAGAAAUCCAAGGGUCUGGAUUCAUCUCAUGUUUCUUGCUCUUCAGGCUCGGUCAUGCGUGGCCCUGAGUACCAGAGAGAUGCAGGUGAGCAGCCUCAAAAAUUGCUGGGACAUUCUCAAGUGUGAUACCAAGACGUUUGUCACUCUGGUUACCUCUGCCUUCCCUUCUGCAAAGGUCAGUCAUUUAGUUUUUGACUUUGUAAAUUUUAUUUCUUGUUCUCUCUGAAAACUCAUUUACUGAUGAGAAUUUAUUAACAUUAAAUCAUGUCUAGACAUUUCAGCUACUUUCAUAAUAGAUGUUGAAAAAAGUACUUGCAGUUUGUUGAAUAAAGCUAGGUUCAUUAGAGCACAGUGCUAAUGGCAAUAUAAGGAAACACCAAGGAAAUUGUAGACUGUAUUGAAGAUUUUACCUAC